Messenger RNA from Ambispora gerdemannii, 264 nucleotides. The record is from the annotation of a GenBank genome assembly. NCBI's taxonomy places the organism in Eukaryota, Fungi, Glomeromycota, Glomeromycetes, Archaeosporales, Ambisporaceae.
AUGUCAAACACUCAAUCAAAAAUCGAUUCAGUCAAGGAAUUAGAGCAAAAGAAUAAAGAGCUUGAGACUAGGCUUGCAGUAGUGAAACAGAGUUCUGUGACAGUUGAUGGGCAACCACAGAAUGACUCAUGGAGUGAGGAUGCUAGCGCAUCUAAUGAAGCAAUACCAGAGGUAGUGUCAGCUGUUAUUGUACCCAAUUCUCAAAUGGAGCCGUCUCGAAAAAUCUCAUUUCACAUUAAGGUAAAUAAUUCACCAAAAGCAAAG